Thrips palmi is the source of this 6741-nucleotide messenger RNA. RefSeq names its product GTPase-activating Rap/Ran-GAP domain-like protein 3. Gene Ontology annotation, cellular component: cytoplasm. Bases 36 to 3182 code for a protein of 1048 amino acids. The record is from RefSeq and is a predicted model, not a curated record. The transcript has 22 exons. Lineage: Eukaryota; Metazoa; Arthropoda; Insecta; Thysanoptera; Thripidae. Gene Ontology annotation, biological process: activation of GTPase activity; regulation of small GTPase mediated signal transduction. Gene Ontology annotation, molecular function: GTPase activator activity.
GCCGUCGGGAACUGAAGAGUAGAACGGCCGCCACCAUGAGCGAGACGCACCGCCAGGUGGCCAACAACACCCUCAUCAAGAAGAUGAUGCAGUCGCCGCUGUGCAAGUCCGGCUCCACGCUGGACCUGUCCACGCUGGCCGAGGAGGACAAGGAGGCCCUGCCCGUCGGCAAGCUGCGGCGCGUGUUCACGACGCACGCGCGCCGCCGGUCGCAGCGGCGCUCCAAGAAGGACGAGACGGGCACGGCGGCGGUGCCGGGCUUCAACCUGAGCCGCAUGAUGAAGGAACCCCUGCGCGUCGUCCACUCCGUCCCGCUGUCCUUCCCCAACGGCAGCAGCUCGUCGUCCAACGACCUCAUAUCCCGGAGAGGGGUGUUCAGCCGCAGGCACUAUGGGUCCGUCGAGCUGCUGCCGCAGAUCGAGGCGGACGGCUCCGAGCUCAACGGCCGCCGCUUCCGGGUCGAGAACGGCGAGUCGCUGGGCGAGAAGGAGGAGAUGUUCGGGUCGCCGAGCACGCCGGUACUUGAAAAUCCCGAGUAUCAAACGAGAUGGUACUUCAAGUACUUCCUCGGCAAAUUGCACCAGAACUACGUGUCGGUGGACUGCGACAAGGUGCCCGUCUUCCUGUCCGUGGUGCUGACGGACGCCAACGACCAGUGCGUGUCGCAGUACCGCGCCAUCCUCUGGAGGAAGACGGGCGCCCAGAAGAUCUCCGUGCCACACACGCCCAACAAGCCAAUGACUGUCAAGCAGAUAUUAAGCAACUUCCCCAACGUGGAGAAGAUGGAGAAGGGACCAAAGGAAAUCUUCGCGCCGGAAAUACAGAAGGACCUUUUGUUGCUGGAGGAGCAGGAGGGCUCCGUCAACUUCAAGUUCGGCGUGCUGUACACCAAGCCCCAGCAGGUGACGGACGACGAGAUGUUCAGCAACGAGGAGGGCAGCCCCGAGUUCCACCGCUUCGUCAAGCUGCUGGGGGACGAGGUGAAGCUGAAGGGCUGGAAGAAGUACCGCGGGGGCCUCGACGUCAAAGGCGACAUGACGGGCAAGCACUCGGUGUACACAAUCUACGAAGGGCACGAGAUCAUGUUCCACGUCUCCACCAUGCUGCCCUACUCCAAGGACAACCGUCAGCAGGUGGAGCGGAAGCGACAUAUCGGCAACGACAUCGUCAACAUCGUGUUCCUGGACGGCGGGCCCUCGCAGAUGGGCACCUUCAACCCGUCCUUCAUCAAGUCCCAGUUUACUCACGUGUUCGCGCUCGUGACCCACGACGCCGAGGCCGACGCCUGGAGGCUGGCCGUCUACUCCGAGGAGUCGGUGCCGCUGUUCGGGCCGUCGCUGCCCUGCCCGCCCGUCUUCACCAACGACGACGAGUUUCGGGAGUUUCUCCUCGUGAAAAUGAUCAACGGCGAGAAGGCCGCCUUCAACACGCCCACGUUCGCGCAGAAGCGGGAGCGCACGCUGGACAUGCUCAUCAAGGACCUGCACUCGGAGCACAUGCCCGACGGCCGCACGACGAUGCUGAACCGGCGUGCCUUCUCGGACGUGCUGCCCGACGCCCCCCGAGGCGUCAGCGGGUCCGCGUCGUCGCGCCGCAAGGAGGAGACCCGACAGGUGGAGUUCGUCCGCUUCGGCCAGGGGCUAAAAGUGGACACCAUCGAGCGCGGCGACGCCCCCACCUCGCUGGCCACUUCCGGGCUGUUCAAGCGCGCGCCCUGGGAGCCCAUGUGCUUCUACCCGGACUUCAGCCAGGAGGUGGUGUGCGGCGACUCGUGGGGCGACUCCCGCCUCGUCGUCGCCACGGAGCAGGGCGUCUACAUCGUCAACAACGACGAGCACUCCGGCGGACCAGGGCUGUCCCAGCGCACCAUCAUGGACAAGACGGUCAUCGUGCGGCAGCUGCACGUCGUGGAGGCGCACGGCAUCCUGCUCUUCCGCACGGACAAGAUGGGCCGGGACAACAAGCUGAUGCACGUGUUCCGGCUGUCGGACUUCGAGCAAGGCGAGCAGGGCGCGGCGCCGCCGCUGCAGCUGCCGCUGGGCCGCAGCGAGAUCAAGGAGCACCGCCUGGAGCGCACGCGCGGCUGCCACCUCUACGCCGUGUCGCGGCCCGGCGGCUCGCACCUGCGCGUCGUCGUGGCCAUCAAGAACAAGCUGCUCGUGAUGCAGUGGCGCCACUCGGCCGCCUGGACGGCCUGGUGCCCGGCCUCGGACACGGACACCGUGGAGGGCUUCCAGAACCUCAGGGACAUCACGGUGGCCGAGUCGCCGACCCUCAUCACCCUGGUGGACUCGACGCUGGGCGGCUCCGCGGGCGGCGCCGACAACUACAUCUGCGUCGGGUACCGCCACCAGUUCGACCUGGUGGGCGAGCGGUCCGGCGAGGUUGUCAAGCUGCACGCCGUCGAGGGGUCCAGGUCGCACCUGGUGGCCGCCGUCGACCUGUACGAGGAUGAGGAGCCCGAGCUGCUGCUCUGCUACAAUCACACCUGCCACUUCCAGAAGCUCUCAGAGGCCAGGACGACCACCGAAUUCGACUUCCACUGGAACUCGGUGCCUUGUGCGAUAGUGUGCGCCUUCCCCUACAUCAUAGCCUUCACGCAGGACUCGAUGGAAAUCCGUCUCGUCAUCAACGGCAACCUGGUGCAAACCAUGGUCAUGCCCAAGUUGGCUCUGAUAACAUCCAAAAAUGACAUCUUCUUCGCGACCACGGCCCCAGAGUUCUUCCCCAACCGCACCGAGUGCCUGCACGUGGACCACAAGGACAACAGGGACACCAUGUCGCCGCCCGCCUCCCCGCACACGUCGUCGCCAGAGGCGCGCCCGUUCCGGCUGUACCGCAUCCCGCUCCACGUGCUGAGCGGCAUGGUGGCGCCGGUGGACCGCCGCUGCCCCACGCCGUCGCCCGAGCCCCCCGCCAGCGGAUGCGCCAGCAACUGCCCCAGCGGCUCGGGCUCGCCCGCCGCCGCCACCACCCCCAACUCCAGCAGCAAGGGCGGGCUGGGCGUGCCGGGCGUCGGGGGCGGCGGCGCCGGGGGAGGCAUCGGGGCCGGGCCCUCGGGCAGCAGCGGCAGCAGCAGCCUCCUCGUGGACCCGUACCGCCAGCUCAGCAGGUCCUGCUCCUCGUCGCCCACCCCCCACCAGCCGUCGGGGUCCUUCCUCGCCUCCAAGACCACGAAUUGAGCCGCCUCGCGGCCCCUCACCAUCCUCACGGUGGACCGGGGAAGUGCCACGGCGGCGGCCCUGCGUCACCGCGCUGCGUGCAGACGGCGUGCCUCCGUUCGUGUCGGGUUGCUCUCGGCGGGGUGUCCAGUGAAGGAAUCAAGUCUCUGGCUGCGGCGUGACUGCGUGACGCGGCUUCGCGUCUCAAGGCUUCCCUCUUGUUUCUGUUAAACUUUUCUAUUUUCUUUUCUUGUUGCGGGUCCAAGUCGCCAAAGCGGGCAGCGCUGGCUUGUCUGGCGUGUGCCGGAAGCGUAGCAGUGUAGAUGCUGUGGGUCCAUUCCUGUCCUGUCUCGCUCUCGCUCGCUCGCGUUGUUUCGUUGUUCUGUCUUACCGCCCCUCGCUCCGAGAGGCAAGUAGGUAAGCCACAGCCCAGGAACUGCUCGCUCGCGUCCCACGGUCAUCGAGACAAUGUUCACGGGGUGACGCCUCCUCCGCUGGAUCUGGGGAAAGCGAAGUGCUGGCGCCAAAUUUUGUUUAGGUGUAGCAAACAGGCAAAUACAAUCAGAAUCUUAACAAAAAAAAAAAAGGUUGUGGUCAUUUUAUUUCAUUUCAUACUGUGUAUUAUCGGUUCCAGAACUUUGCCUGUCCAUUAACCCAAUCAUAAAAAAAGUUUGGUUUCGUAAAUACUAUUUUUUUCUUUUCUUUCUUUCUUACUCGAAUAAUGUCUAGAUGUUUGUUUCCGAUGGUUGAAAUCCAUCGUAUAGUGGCCGUAUCGUAAUAUAGGCGGCUGUAUCAGAAAGUUAUAUAUUCUCUUUACAGUAUUCAAUAUCAUAUAUUUUCUAUACCACUUACAUGUUAUUAGGAAGUGUGAUAUCAAAGAGUAAACCAAAGUAAUUGUACAAAACUCAAUUUUCCAAAGUUUGUGUUUUGGUAUGCUAGAGUUCCAGAAAUUCUUAUGUGCCAUAGCCAGCUAUUAUUGUAUCUUAAUUAUUCUGUUGGAACUUUCCACUGCAAUGUGUAAAGAAGAAAAUAUUUUUCAGUAAUCCUGAAGGAAAGCUCAAAUAAAUAUUUUGUACAGAUCAACACACAGAUACGACUCAUCUAGUCACAUUGAGUGUAUAUGUUUAUCCAGAGUGUGUCUCACAGGGACUCAAACUUAAUCCUUAGAAUUUCGCUUCAUGAAAACAUAUGCCAUUCUUAGAUAAACCAUGUAAAUCAGAGUGCUUUGUGUAUGCUUACUCGCACUUCUCUUCUAGACCAAAUGCACCAUAAUUCUGUGUGUUCCUGUCAGUUAGUCAAUCACGUUUCAAACCAAGCCACAAAAAGAAUACUAAGGGGGCAUUUUUAGUCAUUGCCACUCAAUACAAUUGAGAGCCUUUCUAAGAAGACCAAAAUUCUGUUAUCAGAACAACAGAAAAUUAAAUAUUAUAUCAGAACCAAAUUAUACUGGUAAUGGCACAACCUUGAACAAAAUUGCACAUUUUAAAAUUAAGAAACUUCCAAUUUCAAUGAAAAAUGGCUUUUAGUAGAGGAAAAAUAUUUGUGCUUAUGAUGUUUAAAAUGUACAGUAUGUAAGGAAUACAACCAAACAUUGUUGAUUUGGUGCUAAUACACAUUUGAGAUAUCAUAUUAGUAAUACAGUUAAAGCUUGUGAACCUCACCUUUGAUUUUUUUUUUUUCAAAUGUGUUUACUGGUAUGUAUAGUGAUUUAGAUAAGAAUAGGAGAAACACAAUACUGUACGUUGGUUUACUCCUCCAGAGCUAACUUUGCUGAUGUGGUGCUGAUAAUAUAAUGCAGGAAUGUCAGAUGUUUCAAGAUGACACCUGCCAAAUUUCACACAAAAUUGAUUUUCUUCUCCUGGAAAAAUAUUCUAGUACCAUAUUAUAGCGUUAGAUUUUCUUAAAUUAUAUGUUUGAAAAGUCCUUAAAUAAUAUUGGUUGAGAUUAUUUUGUACUUCCCAAUGCAAAGCAUUUUUACAUUUUGUUGGUGCUUCAGUGCUCCUUCCUAGAUGCAGGAGGUAGUAAUCUCAUACAUGUUUUGAGACAAUACAGUGUGGUAUACGCAGGCUAAUUACAUUGAGUAUGAUUUGUGGAGAGUUAGAUACUAUGUAAAGCACAAAUUAUUAUUAUUCAAUGUUUCUAUUUUCUCUUUUGUGAUUGUUUGUAUUAAUUUGCAAUGGAAUGAGAAAAAGCUAACACUCAUUAAACAAAAAAAAUUAAAAAUUUUGGGCCAAAGUUGUAAGUGCUAAAGAAGGAGUAGUUUUAUGUUUGUUUCUCCCUUGUUUUGUCAUUCAUCUCUAUGGUAUUAUAGAGUUCAUCUCCAGCUCUGUGAUAAACACCAAAGUUGUACAUAAUUAUACAUAUUAUUAUGACCUUUCCUAAUAUCUGUAGCAGAAAAACCUCUUUAAAUGCCACAUAUUCAAUCGAGUGUGUAAAUAUGAAUAUAAUUUUAAGAUAGCUCGUGCAUUUUGGGUUUGAUGUACUUGAGUCUUCAAAUGGCUCUGAAGCUGUACAAAUAUGUAACACUGAGAAUGUUACGUAGUCCAUGUGAUAAGAAUGUCCUAAUUUUUCUUCUAGAUUGAUUGUUCCAAUAUAGUGUGAAAAAGUAAUUCUACUAUCGAACUUCCCUUCAGUUUACCACCUCAGUUACGGCAUUAUGUUUCUUGGUGGUCCACCAGUUGUCAAGUUAUUGCUGCUAAUGUAAUUGCUUAUUGGUGCUGGUAAUUUCAUUUAAGUUUUUGUAAUGUUCAGCCACCAAAUGGCUUAGUCAUCCAUUAAUCUGUACAUACAUUUGUGUAUAAUAUUGACGAUAUUCCAUAUAGAUGUGAAAUUGCCAUUACUCACUAGACUUUGUUUCAAUCAUCUUUUUUCCUUUUGUGCCCAUCAAUUGGUCUGCAUUGCUUUCCCUCUCCAGUUUGUAUAUUUUUCUUAUAUUAAAUUCUUAUUAUUUCAUGUGUGAUAUAAUAUUUCUUAACAAUAAGAUCAAGUCAUACUUUCAUGGUAUUGUAUUAAGAUUCAGAAUGGUUGGCAUCUGUGAUUUGGAUGAAUGGGCGAGACGUCUGGCCCAUUUAUUAGAUUAGUUGUGGUGAACUGAGUUGAAAGUCUUACAAAUAUGCAUUCUUUAAGUAAGUUAUAAAUUGGUAAGUAACAUGAUAGUUGGGUGGCAGAUUGCACACUCGCAAAAUGCUAAGCAAUAUGAACUGGAGAAAGGUGCAAUCAGAACUACGUGAAUGGUCUUAAUGACAUGCUAAAUGUAUAGCUGUACAAAAAAGCUUGAAAAAUUAUUUGUUUUACUUCUAAAAUUUUAAUCACAUGUUGAAAAUGUUAGAGACUUUGGUUAGUACCUGUGGGCUUACUUUUGGCCUAUAAUUUACGUGUACAUAAUUCUUUGAGCCUGUAUCGGCCAACCUAGGCCCUGCUGGCACCAUCUCUCUAUCAGCUGUCUUUCGUCUGUAGGUAAAGUGAUUGUAACAUGGAAUCCAUGACAAACAUAUUUACAACAUUAAAAUAAAUUCCUUGUGUGUGUGGGUACCAAUAGAAACCCUGAAAUAAGCAUAAAUAAACAAAAAAAAAAGGUUAC